Molecule: messenger RNA, 3035 nt
Organism: Stomoxys calcitrans (stable fly)
Lineage: Eukaryota; Metazoa; Arthropoda; Insecta; Diptera; Muscidae
Exons: 4
Coding region: 864-2489 (541 amino acids)
Cellular component (GO): membrane
Source: RefSeq, a predicted model, not a curated record
AAAACGAACAACAGUACAACGGGAACACUGAACGACGACGUAUCGUAACGACGAAACAUAAACCAAAAAAUUCUAACGCACGAAAAAAAGCUCAUUAAAUAUUACACAGUUAAAAAAAAUAUAAGAAAAAAUUGGGAAAAAAAGAAACAACAGUAACAUAACCAUCAUACAUGCAUACAUACACACACAUAUGUCUAUAUAAACUUAGCCUAUACACCACUGAGGGAAAGGAAACACCAUAAUAACAUUUGCCAACUAAGCAAAGAAUAUCGAAAAUUUCCCCAUAUAACUCCAUUGAAACAACUCAAGGCAUAUGAUAAACCAUUAAAAACGACAAAAACGAAAAGAAUUCUUAAAAAGUAUUCUCAAACGAAGAAAAAUCCAAAAAAUAUAUUUAAAGAAAAAAUUCAAAUAUUUAAUAACAACAUUAACAAAGUUUUUAAACGCAACAUAAGUUAACAAGACCCUCCUCGCCAACACAACCACAACCAACACCACCACCCAAUAACCAACAACCAUUGCAAAGCCAGAGAGGGUAGAAGAGAAAUUUUUCAAAACGUUGACGACAAAAAAAAUCAAUAAUUGCCAACAAGCCAAAAGGUUAAAGGCACUCACUCACCACCACUGGGGGCUGCUCUGCUUGAAUUGCAACAAUGACCGGCCACCAUAUGGUAGCGGAGAAAAUAUAAAAUCUUUGGAAAAAAAGAAAUAUUUCCAAAAAGAAAAUAAUAAAACGCCCAGUGAACAAAAGUUUUAAGAAAAUACUUGAUAACAAAAAAGGUGUUUUGUUUUGGUGUGCAAUUAAAAAGAAAAAAUUAAAGUUGAUAACCAACCAACCAACCAUCCAAACCAAAGCCAACAAUAUGUUAAGUGUGGGUGGUGGAAUAUGCCUGAAAACACUUGUGGCCAUUAUUGUAAUGCUUAGCAUUCUGGGUCAAUGCGAAAUGUCAAUUUAUCCAGGUCUUCGACGUAGACCUUUACAACCAGCUCAAAGCUCCUCCUACGAAGUUAAUUCGGACUUUCUUACUCAACUAAUGGAAGAGAAUGCCCGCCGACGGUUGCAGCAACAAUUCGAACAACAUCUGGAAUUGAUCAAUUUGAAGUUGUUGCGACAGCGACAACGUGAAGAGCGCAUGCGUGAACGUUAUCGCCAGCAACAAUUGGCUGCCAUGGCAGCGGAAAAUGAUGAGGACUAUGAUUAUGUGCGAAAGUUUAAGGAGAAUGCGGACAGCAAUUUGGAUACCAGCGCUGUCCAAAGCGGCAAUAACAAUAACAACAAUCUGCAGUUUGUCGAUCAAUACGACAACACCAAUCAGGAUUUCAGUUACAAAUAUCCCAGUCUCGAGAAUAUCCACAAUCUCAGGGAUCGCAUUAAUUUUGCCGUUAAUCCCAAUGAUCCCCGCUAUUAUGAGACCAUCGAUGACAAUGCUGGUGGUUAUAUGGUGGGCAAUAUGGAAGCUAGCAGUGUUGUUGAGCAGUUAAGAGAUGAAGAUGCCGGUGCGGGUGUUGAUGAUGAAGGCGUUGAAAUGGAUAAAGAAGAGGAUUUAGAUUCGCAGGUCUUGGAAGAAUACGAAGAAUAUACACCGCAAGAAAAUAACAAUGAGGCAGAUGCCAAGAACUCUGGAAAAGUUGCCGAAGAUCCUUCGACAAUGGUUUUGCCACCCCAGCAAGCUGGUAUUGUGGGUCAAAGUGGUAAUGCCAAUUUUUAUCGCAUCAAACCACAAUCGGCUUCAGCAGCGGCGGCCGCUGGUGUAAAUGGGGUCAAUGUGAAACAAAUGCAGAUGGGAGGAGUGGCGCCGGCACGUCAAGAUAUGACAUCGUUGCUUGACAAAUUGCAUCCCAAAGGUAACCAGUUGCCGGCUAUGGAAGGCUCAAAUGAAGCGCACAUGGUGGUGCGUGAGCAUUUGGGCAUGAAAGGCGAAAUGGGCAUGUAUGUGGUGGCGCUUAUAGCAGGCGUGAGUGCAGCAGCUACUGUAGGACUGUUUGUCUUGGGCAUAGCAUGGUACACAUUCCAUAAUCGAAGUAAAGCUGCUGCUGAUGUCGAUUAUCCCGCCUAUGGUGUAACCGGUCCCAAUAAAGACAUCUCACCAUCGGGCGAUCGCAAGUUGGCUCAAAGUGCCCAAAUGUACCAUUACCAGCAUCAGAAACAACAGAUCAUUGCUAUGGAAAAUCGUCCAAACAAUGAGGAGAAUUGUGAAAUGUCUUAUGUGGAGAGUGACGAUGAUAAUGAGGAGGGUGAUUAUACAGUGUAUGAAUGUCCAGGUUUGGCACCGACUGGCGAAAUGGAAGUGAAGAAUCCAUUGUUUUUGGAUGAUACACCAGUUACACCAUCGUUGGGUAAUCAUCCCAUAACUCAGGUUUCGGCACAACAGCCCUCGGUAAAGAAGAUCUUUGAAAAGAGCCAACAGCAGUCGUCGACCUUGGCUGCUGCAACAGCAUCAGCUGCAACGUCUUUCGAUGAUAAAAAACCAAAGAAAUCAAAGAAAUAAAGAUAAGGAGGUCGAAAGAGGAAAGCUAGAUAGAACAACAACAAAAACGGCAGCAGCAGAACCAGCAGCAGCAACAAUAAGAAACAUUUCUUUCUUUUGCUAACUACUCACCUCAAACCUGUAAAAGACUAUAUAGACUACAAGAUUUCCAAAAUGUGUGGAACAGUAUGAAGGAUAAGGCAUAUUUCUUAACUAUGAGAGUUAUGUAUAUAGAUUUAUAAAACAUUCAAACCCUCUUUUCUCUCAGUGGUUCAUUAGUAAGUUGUAGUCUCUCUCUCUCUCGUGAUUGGGGUCCAAGCAGUGACUGACACCUACAUGUGCAGGAUUCACUAAUAGAAGGUUGCAUCAAGAUAUAUUCAUUUACAGGUAGUGGCAGUUGCCCAACAACAAAAUAUUGAGUGCACUAUCUGUCAAAAUCAGUGAUGAGUGCAACUCAUGUAUUUUUGUGUAUGUAACGAGUUCGCUCCAUUUUUCGUUGUUUGUAUGUGCUAUGGUUCUUAACUGCAAUAUACACAUACACGACCAAAACUCGUUGACAGAUAGUGU